AUGGCAACCACGACAGCAUCGGAGAGGCUCGUCCUCAUCCGCGAGAACCUCGCCGAGAUUCUGAACCCAGAGAUAAUCGAAAAGAUUAUUGAGGAAGGCCGCAACCCCAAGAUUUACUGGGGAACCGCGACGACGGGCCGCCCUCACUGCGGCUACUUUGUCCCCGCCAUCAAGAUAGCACAGCUGCUGGCCGCCGGCUGCGAUGUCACCGUGCUGCUCGCCGACAUCCACGGCUUUCUCGAUAACCUCAAAGCUCCCAUUGAGCUCGUCGCACACCGAGUCGAGUACUAUCGGUUUGUCAUAACGGCCAUCCUCGAGGCCGUCGGCGUGUCGACCGAGAAGCUGCGAUUUGUCCAGGGCAGCGACUACCAGAAGAGCGCCGAGUAUGUCAUGGACGUCUACAAGCUCUCGUCUUUGAUAUCGGAGCAUGAUGCCAAGCGAGCUGGCGCCGAGGUGGUCAAGCAGACGGACAAUGCUCCCUUGAGUGGCCUCCUCUACCCGAUCCUCCAGGUCCUGGAUGAGCAGUACCUUGACGUUGAUGCCCAAUUUGGAGGACUUGACCAGCGCAAACUCUUUGUCGCCGCCAAGGAUUGGCUUCCUAAGCUUGGAUAUAGAGAGCGCGCACACAUCCUCAACCCCAUGGUCCCUGGACUGCACGGGGGAAAGAUGAGUUCCAGCGAUCAAGACAGCAAGAUUGACCUGCUCGAUGCCCCGGAGGCCGUGGCCAAAAAGAUCAAAAAAGCCGUCGCGGCGCCCAAGGUGGUUGAGGAAAAUGGCGUCCUGGCCUUUGUCGAAUAUGUCCUGCUCCCGGCGGCGGCGUUGCGCGGAAAGCGAGAAUUCUCCGUUGACCGAGAGCGAGAUGGGUUGGAGCCAUUGGUCUACUACGACAUUGCCGACAUGCAUCGAGACUACCAGAACGACGUGCUGAGUCCCCAAAUACUGAAGCCAGCUGUGGCAAAGGCGCUCAACGACCUUCUUGCUCCGAUCCAAGCAGCCUACCAAGCCUCCAAAGAGUGGCAGGCCAUUGCCCUGAAAGCUUACCCUCCGCCUCCCAAAAAAGAGAAGAAGGUCAAGGACAAGGGUUCCCGCCACCCUGGCAAGGUAAACAACAAAGAACUGCCGAUCCGCGAAGCGCCCGUAGGAUGA
This is a messenger RNA of Hirsutella rhossiliensis, 1146 nucleotides long. Its product is annotated as tRNA synthetases class I (W and y) domain-containing protein. NCBI's taxonomy places the organism in Eukaryota, Fungi, Ascomycota, Sordariomycetes, Hypocreales, Ophiocordycipitaceae. Gene Ontology annotation, biological process: tyrosyl-tRNA aminoacylation. The coding region runs from base 1 to 1146 and encodes 381 amino acids. The transcript is spliced from 6 exons. The record is from RefSeq and is a predicted model, not a curated record. Gene Ontology annotation, molecular function: tyrosine-tRNA ligase activity; ATP binding.